This is a messenger RNA of Wasmannia auropunctata (little fire ant), 1196 nucleotides long. It is a transcript of the gene Syx8, whose product is annotated as syntaxin-8. The transcript is spliced from 5 exons. Bases 341 to 1081 code for a protein of 246 amino acids. NCBI's taxonomy places the organism in Eukaryota, Metazoa, Arthropoda, Insecta, Hymenoptera, Formicidae. Gene Ontology annotation, biological process: vesicle fusion; intracellular protein transport. Gene Ontology annotation, cellular component: SNARE complex; endomembrane system. Gene Ontology annotation, molecular function: SNAP receptor activity; SNARE binding. The record is from RefSeq and is a predicted model, not a curated record.
GUGGUUAUACUGUGGUGACUGUAUAUACUGUAUUAGUGUAUUCCAUAGUGUAUUCCAUAUUCUAUGGUGUAGUCAUGAUUUAGAGGUUAUCUGCAUGUCAAAGCAAUCACAAGUCGCCUCAUUUUUUUGUUUUGUAAAACUGUGUUGUGUUAUUGUCACAUAAGGUAAAAGUUGUCAUCGCUACUUCAACUAAUUAUGAUUAUCUGAAAAUGAUGCGGUUGUACGUUUCUCAAUUAUUUACAAACUAAUGCUCUCCGUAACGAACAAUGUUAAAGUACACAUUUGUGCUGUCAUUGUAUUUUUCGGAAUAAUAUAAUUUUAACGUCAGCGAACACGAAAAAUGGCACUCAUCAACAUCGAAGGAAUCGAUCCUUGGCUCACGGAAUAUGACGCAUGCGAGAAGCUGUUCCGUGAGAUCAUGGAACAGCUCACUAUGCGUGACGGAGAACCGAAGACGUCAAAAGUUCACGCCAGUUUGUCAGCUAAUAUAAGAUUGCGUAUGAAGCAGUACACGCGGGAGGUCCAGCAAUUGAAAUGCAAAGUGGAAGAAGCGUCUAAAUUAAAAACAAUAACGUUUGAGGAAGCCGAGCGUAGGACGAGGCAAGUGGAACAGUUGCAAAGCAAAGACAUUCAGUUACAAAAAUUGUACGAGCCACGAACAAAUGAUUAUGUAUCGUCGCGCACUAGCUUAUUAAGGGCAGGUACAUCGUCGGCUUUCGCCGACGGUGGCACAACUUCUUGGGCUGCUGACGACGAUGAUGACAAACCGUUAGAUGUACAAGUAUCUGUUAAUGAUCUUAUGAGUCAUCAAGAUCGAGUAUUGAUAGAACAAGACAAAGGCUUAGAGGAGUUGUGUAAGGUGAUAGCUCGCCAAAAAGAAAUUGGACAAACAAUUAGCAAUGAGGUUGAUCACCAAAACGAAAUAAUUGAUGAUCUCGCUGAUCACAUGGAUAGGACUGAUGAAUCUUUGAUCAACAAGACUCAACAGGUUCGUAAUAUUCAUUCCAAAGAUCGCACAUGUGGUUAUUGGAUAGUGAUACUUAUACUUUUUAUUGCUAUUGUUAUUGUUGCUGUCGUAUAGUGGAUAUUGAAAGUAUUAUUUUAAUCCCAUUAUGAAUGGUCUUUAACUAAACUGCAUAAGACUAUUGUGCUAAGAUAUUUUUAAAUAAACUAAAGAAUGUAAUAUGAAUUAUAAA